GUGCAUUUGCUGUGAUCCGUUUGAUUUUUUUAGAUCUCCAAAACAAGUACACGGAAACACCUACAGUCUUUCUCUCUCCUCCCCUUUUCAAGUUUUACACUCUUUCUCUAUCUAAACCCCCAAACCUCGAAAAAGCUCUAAAAUUCUGGACAAGAUCGUAGAGAUAGUGUUUCGAUGGACGAAAGCAAAGACAAGGGUGCUGCUGGUGAAAUUGUAGCUGGGGCUGUUGGGAGUCAGGGUCAGGUUAGUGAGGAAGGUGGGCCUUGUAAUGGGGAUGAUCUAAUGGUGGAGGUUUUCGGGUCUAAUGUAUAUGUGGGUGGAGUUUGUACUAGUGGGGGAGGGGAUGAGGAGGAUAAGGAGGUGGGUCGUGAGGAGUCGGUUGAGGUUGAUAUGGGUUCGGGAAGGAAUGCGGGGUCUGUGGGUGGAGAUGGUGGUGAAGCGGGUUCGGGUGGGAAGGUAGAGUCGGUGGAAGAAAGAAGGGGAGUGGUUGCGGUGGAGGAGGUAGGGGUGGUGGUUAGGGAGGAGAGUUUGAAGGGAGCAGGGGCAGCUGCUGUUGCUGGCUCGGCUGGUGGAGAAACACAGGUAGUUGAUGUUGAGAAAGCUGAAAAAGAAAGGAAACAAAUUGGAGGACUUCUGGAGGAAGUUUUUGGGCGAGGGAUUAUGGAUGGUGGGAAACAAAAAAAGAAGGUAGUUGAUGGUGGGGCUGAUUUGAAGGUACAGAAAGUUAGUGUUGCAGAUGAUGAAGUCAGGAAUCCUGGAAUUGACACUGUAGCUGCAAGUUCUUCGGAAACAGUGGAGAAUUCUUGUGUUCGGACCCGAGUUGUGGAAAAAGCUCCAGUUGUCAGUGAAGAAGGUUCGAGUCCCAAACCCUUGAAUGGACAAAGGCAAGUAUCUGCUGGUGGUGGUGAUGUUUCAGGCACGGACAAAGGAGAUACUGUGACUUCCGAAGUUGCAGGUGUAGAGAUUGGUAAAAUUGAUGAAAGUAAUUCAGUAGGAAAACAGCAGGUUAAGAUUGAGUCGCUAGGUGGAAACGUCCAUACUCACAUCAAUCUACCUGCACAUACAGUUGCUUCGUCCCUGCCAGCUAAAGUAGUUCCUGUAGGUGAAAUUGCUGUAACAGAUGGAGAGGAUCUCUUGAAUUCUGAAAAAGAUCAUUUGAAAUUAGAAGAGAGUGUAGAGAACAUGUUUCAUGAUAUUGCUCAGGUUGGAUCAAAUACUUCAUCUCUGCCAGCAAAACUUCAUCCUGGAUGCAUAGAUCGAGAGGGUCUUUUGAAUUUUGAAAGUCAUCGGCACUUGAAACCCGAAGAGAUUGUAGACAAGAACAUGGUCCAUGAUAUGGCCCAGGUUGAAUUAAAUGGAGGACAAGAAAUGGAAGUGGACAACCAAGUUAAUGAUGCUGAACAUGGUGAGUUAGUUUCAGGAAAUGAUCAGAAUUCAAAAAUUGAGAAAUCAUGCAUGAACUCUGUUGGGAAGGAUCAAAAGUUGAAGUUUGAAGAGAGUUUAAACAAUAGUGUGACCACUGACCAUGCUCAGUCCAAGACCAAUGUUGUACAUGAGGUUGAGGUAACUGAAGCUGAUAUGGAUGGUUUAUAUGGAGAAAGCCUAGACAUGGAAGUGGACAGAGAUGCUAGUCAUAGAGAACAACCAAAACCCAGUGAAGAGAAAAUUGUUAUUCAAGAAGCUAUGCAGCCUGAAAGCUCUGAAAUAGUGCCUCAGCUUAGAUAUGAGCUGCCACAAAAAAAUGAAGGUACAUUUUCUGUCUCAGAUUUAGUUUGGGGUAAAGUGAAGAGCCAUCCAUGGUGGCCUGGACAGAUAUUUGAUUUUAUGGCUGCAUCUGAGAAGGCAAUGAAACAUCAUAAGAAGGACUGUUUUUUGGUAGCAUAUUUUGGGGACCGAACAUUUGCUUGGAAUGAAGUAUCUAGUUUAAAGCCUUUCCGAUCUUAUUUCUCCCAGGCAGAGAAGCAGUGCAAUUCAGAAACAUUCCACAAAGCUGUCAAUUGUGUUCUGGAAGAAGUUUCAAGGCGUGUAGAAUUGGGUCUAUCAUGCUCAUGCAUACCAAAAGAUGUUUAUGAAAAGAUCAGAUUCCAGAUUAUUGAAAAUGCUGGGAUAUGCCAUGAAUCGAGUAGAGUGGACGGAGUAGAUGAAUCUGCAAGUGCAAGUUCAUUUGAAUCUGAUAAACUACUUAAAUAUGUAAAAGCUUUAGCACGGUUCCCCUCUGGCGGCAGUGACAAAUUAGAACUUGUCAUUGCCAAGGCUCAUUUGCUGGCAUUUUUUCGUUUAAAGGGUUAUUGUAGUUUGCCUGAAUUCCAGUUUUGUGGAGAUUUGUUGGAGAGUAAAACAGAUAAUUCGCUCUCUGGGGACAAAACAUGUCCAGGUGAAAUUACUGAGCAUGCGACUUAUAUUGGGAAGGAUGAUAAGAAGACUGGACCGGAGAUUGAGGAACUCAAGUCUAGCACUUCUCAUAAACGCAAACAUAAUCUAAGAGAAGGAGCGUAUGCUAAAAUGAAAGAAAGAAGCCUGUCAGAAUUAAUGGGUGGCGAAACAGGUUCGCCAGAUGGUAAUGAUUGGUUGGAUGCGAAGGCUUUGCCAUCAUCUGGCAAGAGACGGAAGGGUGCUGAGUAUCAGGCUGCUGAUUUAGCCACACAAGAUGGGAGGAAAGCUGUUUCCCAUUCAACAGUUUCAAACACAACACCUUCACCAAAACCAUCGUUUAAGAUUGGUGAAUGUAUCCAGAGAGCUGCUAGCCAGCUAUCAGGGUCUACUAUAGUGAAGAGCAGCACUGACAGACCUGCUGUGCAGGGAUCUGAUGUUCCCUUCCAGAGUUCUGAUGAUACUCUUAGAGGAGUGAAUAAUACAACAAAGUACUCAUCUCUAGAUGAAUUGCUGUCACAACUUCGGUCAGCAGCAGAAGAACCUCUGAAGGAAUACAAUUCCUUGAGUACUAUUGUCAAUUUCUUCUCUGAUUUUAGGAAUUCUGUGGUUGUUGGCCAGAGAUCUGGGGUGGUGCUUUCAGUUGUAGACAAAGUUGGUGGUAAAAAGAGGAAGUCAAAUUCUGUGCAUGGGUUACCUGAGACUUUUGAAUUUGAUGAUAUGAAUGACACUUAUUGGACAGACAUGGUAAUCCAAAAUGGUGGAGAAGAGCAAGCAUCACGGAAAAGAAAAACGAAGUAUCAACCUGUCAUCCUUGGGCAACCAGAAAAGCCCCCUCAAAUGGGUCGCAGGCCAUACACCAGGAAGAAGUUUUCUCAAGGGAGUCAAGAUUUGCCUCCGGAGAAACCUGUUGGCUAUGUGGAUGAGAAUGCACCAGCAGAACUUGUAAUGAGCUUCUCUGAGGUGAGCUCUAUUCCUUCAGAAACAAACCUGAAUAAAAUGUUCAAGCGCUUUGGACCUCUGAAGGAAUAUGAAACAGAAGUUGAUAGGGAGAGCAGCCGUGCUAGAGUUGUUUUUAAGAGAUGUUCUGAUGCCGAAGUUGCUUGCAAUAGUGCUGGGAAAUUCAACAUCUUUGGACAGAUCACUGUAAAUUACCAGCUCAACUAUACUCCCUCUCAGCUCAACUACACGCCAUCUAUUACGUUCGGUGCAUCUACCAGUGCUGCAGCCCAGGAUCAGGAAGUGCAACUUGUUUUCCCCUCCCAUGAUCAUGAGAUGCAUCUUGAUCUCUCCACCCAUGACCAGAUGCAGCUUGAUCUUUCCACCCAUGACCAGAUGCAGCUUGACCUUUCCACCCAUGACCACAUGCAGCUUGACCUUUCAACCCAUGACGAGAUGCAACUAGACCUCUCAACAUUCGAAGUUAAUCUGGUUUGACACUUGCAGUUAGGAGAGCGGAUGCUGAAGAAAAGACGGAUACAGGGCUGGUAAAGAGGCCGUGAGACACAUGCUAAUGCCUAUAGGAUAUCCAAACUGAAGUGGCUUCUGAAGGAGGUACCAGACUGUUCAUUCAUCUGGUUAUCAUCGGAUUUGAUCUUGUGCCAGGGUCUCUGUUCUGCUUUUCGCCAAGAUGCCUGUUUUGCCCUCUGUUCUGUAAUCGUAUGUCCUUAGUCCGAUGUAUAGCAGAGAUAGCUUUCUCACCUUUGAGGGCUACAAGAUUUGAGUCAUUGAUAAGCAGGCUGUUCAAGUUCCAUUUCUUCCUCCCCAGUAGUAGAUUUUAUGUUACCAUAGGAUGCUGUUUACAUGUCAUAAUUUCCUGGGACUAGGGAUUUCGGAAAAUGAAAGUCAUGGAUGAAAUUCAUCCAUUUCUA
Messenger RNA from Rosa rugosa (rugosa rose), 4241 nucleotides. RefSeq lists its product as uncharacterized. The record is from RefSeq and is a predicted model, not a curated record. Lineage: Eukaryota; Viridiplantae; Streptophyta; Magnoliopsida; Rosales; Rosaceae. The coding region runs from base 175 to 3807 and encodes 1210 amino acids. The transcript is spliced from 3 exons.